Molecule: messenger RNA, 1526 nt
Organism: Protomyces lactucae-debilis
Lineage: Eukaryota; Fungi; Ascomycota; Taphrinomycetes; Taphrinales; Protomycetaceae
Product: WD40-repeat-containing domain protein
Exons: 3
Coding region: 60-1319 (419 amino acids)
Cellular component (GO): nucleus
Molecular function (GO): protein binding
Source: RefSeq, a predicted model, not a curated record
ACCCAACAUUCACAGCUUCAAGCGCUCAAUUGGGUGGCCAAGACGGUCAAGGCCAAAAGAUGGCUCAGCAGGGCUAUAGCCGAGCAAGCUAUAUACCGCAAAGUCACCGAAAUUCCUUCUCGGCUGCGUCGUAUAGCAAGCAAUUCGGUGUCCCACCUCCACAUGCCCCUCCUCAGCACGCAACAGGCAGCGGUGGUGCUAGUAGUGGCAGGCGAUAUUCGGCGAGACUGCCAUGGCCGUGCUAUGCGCUUGAUUAUGCUAUGAGUGCUGGUGGUGCGCGUGGCAAGAUUGCCGUUGGUUCAUUCACGGAUGAUGCAGGGAAUCGCUUGCAAGUCCUAGGUCAUGGUCUUGAUGGUGAACUCAUCAAAGAAGCAGAGUCAGGACCCGUAUUACCCUACCCACCCACGAAACUACUUUGGGAGCCUACACCAGAAGGACGAGAACCGGCACUCCUUGCAACCACGGCUGAGUACCUACGUCUCUUUUCAGCAGAAACAAGUGGGUCUGAUAAGCCUGAUGUGUUGCGUCAACAGGCUCUCCUCGGCAAUACGAAAGCAGACUUUCCUGCGCCAUUGACGUCCUUUGACUGGAACAGAAUGGAUCCAUCACUGAUUGUGACGGCAUCUGUGGAUACCACCUGUACCGUAUGGGACCUGAAUACGGGACAGGCGAAAACGCAACUCAUUGCACAUGACAAGGAAGUGUUUGAUGUUGCUUUUACGUGCAAUGCAACCGAUAUCUUUGCAAGUGUCGGCGCAGAUGGAUCAGUACGACUGUUUGAUUUGCGUGCGCUCGAACACUCCACCAUCCUGUAUGAGUGUCCCGGCACAGGCACCUCACCGACCCCUGCAACGACGCAUGUAACACAUCCAGCAACAGGUGGCGGCAGCAGUCCUAGCCAAGAAGGUAAAAUGUCACCUCUCCUACGGCUAGCUGCGUGCUCACACGAUGCAAAUUUGCUGGCGAGUUUCCAUGCAGAUAGCAGUGUGGUGCUAAUCUUGGAUAUUCGACAACCAGGACAAGCACUCUUGACGCUGGAUGCGCAUGGUGGGCCUGUCAAUGCUAUUGGGUGGCAGCCUGGGAGUAGGCAUUUGCUGGCUACAGGUGGCGACGAUAAGCAAGUGUUGAUUUGGGAUUUGAAUAAAGCGGGUGUGGGCAGUGCGGCGGGGGUAGCAGCAGCAUCGACAACGGCCUCAAGAAUCAAGGAGCCGAGUCUGGCGUGGCAUGGGGAGGGUGAGGUGAAUUCGCUGAGUUGGCUUGGUGAUGGGAGUCGGCUGGCUGUGUGUCAGGGGCGGACGGUGCAGAGUGUGAAGCUAUGACUGUAUGAGACUGCAUCGUAGACUUGAUGACGCUGUGUCUGUCUACUACAGUGUCUCGAUCAUCUGAUAGCAGAAUCCAUCGCGUGCCAGGAGAAUCAGUCGCGUCGCGUCUCUUUCUCUCUCUCAUUUGCUGCUGCAUGACUUAGCCUAACCCGAAUUCGCCACCCAGAUCCAGCCGCAGAAGAUACAGCAUAGAAGGGAGGAGGG